This is a messenger RNA of Macadamia integrifolia, 1645 nucleotides long. RefSeq names its product benzyl alcohol O-benzoyltransferase-like. The coding region runs from base 104 to 1462 and encodes 452 amino acids. Lineage: Eukaryota; Viridiplantae; Streptophyta; Magnoliopsida; Proteales; Proteaceae. The transcript is spliced from 2 exons. The record is from RefSeq and is a predicted model, not a curated record.
GUGGUAGUGUGGUACUACUCUAUAUAACUGUCUUUCUUCAUUCUCAUAUCUCAGUAUACUAUCACCUUCUCCUUUUUCCGGCUACCAAAACCCAUUUUCCGGCAUGGCAUCAUCACCAUCAUCCUUAGUGUUUAAGGUUCAAAGGUGUGAACCGGAGCUGGUCACACCUGCAAAACCCACACCUCAUGAAUUCAAGUAUCUCUCAGACAUUGACGACCAAGAGUGUCUACGGUUCCAACUUCCGAUGAUACAGGUCUACCGAAACGAGCCAGAGAUGAGAGAGAAAAACCCAGUGAAGGUCAUAAGGAAGGCAUUAGCAGAAGCUUUAGUGUUUUACUAUCCGCUUGCUGGUAGGAUUAGGGAAGUCCAUGGCCGGAAGCUGGUGGUGGAUUGCACCGGCGAGGGUGCCUUGUUUAUCGAGGCCGACGCCGAUGUGAGUCUUGACCAGUUCAGUGAUGCCGCGUUGCUUCCAACUUUUUCAUGCUUGAAGGAGCUCCUCUACGACGUUCCUGGAUCGAGCGAUAUUAUUGGCUGCCCCCUCUUGUUGAUUCAGGUGACCCGUCUAAUGUGUGGUGGAUUCAUCUUCGCCCUCCGAUUGAACCACACUUUGGGCGACGCAGCUGGCUUGCUACAGUUCAUGUCAACUUUGGGUGAAAUGGCACGUGGCGCACAAUCUCCUUCUGUGCCACCCGUGUGGAAGAGGGAGCUCCUCAACGCAAGGGACCCUCACCCAUCAGGUGUGACCUUCUUACACCGUGAGUACGAUGAAGUGCCUGAUACUAAGGGUACACUCAGCAUCCCUCUCGACGACAUGGCCCACCGCCCUAUCUUCUUGGGCCCAUCUGAGUUGGCAGCUUUACGUAAACAUCUCCCUUUUCACCUACGCAAGUGUACCACGUUUGAACUACUUACCGCAUGCCUUUGGCGAUGCCGCACAAUCGCUAUCGAACCCGAACCGGAAGAGGAUACUCGUGUGGUUGUGAUCGUUAACGCACGUGCCAAGUUCCGACCACCGGUGCCGGUAGGUUACUAUGGGAAUGUGCUGGCAUUUACGACGGCGAUAUCAACGGCGGCUGAACUGUGUCAAAAUCCGUUAAGUUACGCGCUGGAAUUGGUGAAGAAAGCAAAAUCGGAGGCGACCGAGGAGUUCAUGAGAUCACAGACAAAUCUAUUGGUGAUGAAGGGCCGGCCCCACUUAACCGCAGUGAGAAACAUUGUCGUUUCGGAUUUGACACGUGCGAAUUUCGUGGACGUUGAUUUUGGGUGGGGGAAGGCAGUAUAUGGUGGGCCAGCCAAGACGGGUGUUGGAAUAUUUCCUGGGGUGCUGGGUUUCUACAUAGCGUUCAGGGACCAUAAAGGAGUGGAUGGGAUUGUGGUGUCGAUUUCCUUGCCUGGGCCGGCGAUGGAGAGGUUUGUGACAGAGAUUGAAAACAUGGUCAAGGAACCUCCUGUGGAUGGGUAAUUCGGUAAAUGGAAAUCUAUGGUUUAGGCUUCUUAAAAUAAAAAGGCCCAUUAAGGGCUAUUAUUCUCUCUUGGGUGGAGUAGCAUGUAGGGUUUAGUAUGAUGUUUGUCUUAAUAAUUAUGAUUAGGGUCUCUUUUAUUAAGUAUCACCCCUGGCUAUGGAAUAGUGGUGUUUAAUCUUUAA